AUGAUGUCAGGAGCGGGACUUGGGGCGAUUGCUUCUAGUAGGCCCACGAUCUCACCUCCCAACCCCCUACAUUCCAGACGUUCACAGGUCCAAAUGGAAAGAACAAAACGUAGCAAGAACAAAAAGCUGCAGCAGAAGAGAUCCCCGAUAAAGUUGAACUCAAGAAAGCCUCUACAGAUUUGGUCCCCGGUGAAAGAGAGGAAACCCAAAUCCAAGGGUCGUAUGGCGACGCUGACCUUGCAGGAGAUCAAUGCCUGGACGGAAGCAUCAAAACGACCAGUUGUUGGAGGCAGGGAGAAGAAUCCGGCGGGGCAGACCGAUCAGGUCGUGGUAGAUGACAGCCCGAUCGACGGCGCUCCAGUGUAG
Molecule: messenger RNA, 366 nt
Organism: Linum trigynum
Lineage: Eukaryota; Viridiplantae; Streptophyta; Magnoliopsida; Malpighiales; Linaceae
Source: the annotation of a GenBank genome assembly